This is a messenger RNA of Gloeophyllum trabeum ATCC 11539, 444 nucleotides long. RefSeq lists its product as uncharacterized. The transcript has 2 exons. The record is from RefSeq and is a predicted model, not a curated record. NCBI's taxonomy places the organism in Eukaryota, Fungi, Basidiomycota, Agaricomycetes, Gloeophyllales, Gloeophyllaceae. The annotation marks the transcript as partial.
UCCUUAAUGCUUUGCCAGGAGUGUAAAACAGCGCUAUUAAAAGGAAAUAUCCCUGCCCUCUCCUUGGCUAACCGUACGUUUCUUGGCCCUGUUCCUGAUGCCUUGAAAGAUUUGACUGUAGUGGAAGAAGCGAUGAUUGCACGCUGCAGAGCGAAAUGUUGGGUCAUUCAUUUGCGAGACAAUGAUUCACAGUCAUCGGAUCGUGGUAUGCGUGGCCACAUCAUAAUAUACCCCCAGAGACCUGACUAUAUUGCUCAAACAUUGCCUCCUUCUUUAGAUGAUAUCAUCACUCCAAUCUGUGUCUUGUUUGUAGGAGCAUCACCUCCAUCUCAGGAUUGGCUCAAAACAAAAGCACAACCUUUGAUUGUUCGCAAAGAGAAGGUUCGAAAUGCUCUCAUCUGGUUGAAGCGACAUAACCCUCAUUACAAGAAUAUCCAGAUCAAU